ACCCUUUUACAAUUUGAUUUUAUUGAAUAGAAGAAAAUAUUUUUUUGUUUUAGAUCUCUUACAAUUGUAAAGAGCUAGAAUAACUUUUGUAGAUUUCUUCUUUUAUCUUAUUUAAAUUUCUUUUCCUAUUGUGCAAGAACCUAGAGAUAUAUGAGAAAACGAUUUUUUAUUAAAUCUCUUAUAAAUGAAAUUUUCUUAUAAAAAAAAUCAUGAAACUAAAAGAAAAAAGAUUAGAAAACCAUUUUUCCUAACAUAUCUUGACAUUCAAUCAAGUCCAAUUCAAAAGCAGCUCCAAAUUUGCUUAAAAACCACUUGAUUUGGCUCACCUAUCUUCUUAUUCUUUUUUUCUCUCUCUUUCUUUAACUUGAGGUCUAAGUAUGAUUUUUCUUUAGACUUCUUCGAGUAAUUGAUUAUCUUUGAUAUUUUCAUUCCUCUCUAACAUCAAUGUUGAGAUGACUUUAUAAUCUCGCAAUUCCAUAACUAAAUUGUCUCAGCUAACACACACAGUCCCUGUUGAAAGCUUGGCUUAAUGGGGCGCCAUUCUUGUGGUGUGAAGCAGAAGCUAAGAAAAGGAUUGUGGUCACCUGAAGAAGAUGAAAAGUUAAGCAAUUAUAUCACCAAUUUUGGUAUUGGCUCCUGGAGUUCAGUCCCUAAGCAAGCUGGCCUGCAAAGAUGUGGAAAGAGUUGCAGAUUGAGAUGGAUAAAUUACUUGAGGCCUGAUCUUAAAAGAGGAAUGUUCUCACAAGAUGAAGAGGAUAGGAUACUUGGUCUCCAUCAAGUUCUUGGAAACAGGUGGGCACAAAUUGCUGCACAACUACCAGGGAGAACGGAUAACGAGAUAAAGAAUUACUGGAAUUCGAGUUUGAAGAAGAAGCUAAUGAAGCAGGGAAUUGAUCCAAACACCCACAAGCCAUUAAGGGAGAAUCAAGUAAUCAAAGAUGAAGAGAAUUGUACUAAUAAGACCUCAAUGUUUGAGGUACCAUUUCUUAAUGAAAUGGACCAACCAUUUACACAAUUAGCUUCUUCAAAAGACCAAUAUGUGAGUAAACAAGUCUUUGAUCUUCUAUUUGCUCAUGAAUUCCAAUCCAAUGAGAAUAAUUCACAGACGUUAGCUCAGUACCAUGAUGAUCAUCAUCAGAGCGAAUACGAGGAAAAUCCAAAUUAUGUGUUUUGUUCAGCAUCAAGUGUAACAAAAUUAGAACAUGGACAGAUGACAGAUACUGAUUUUGCUAGCAGCUCAACUUCAAGAAUGAGUUCAAGCAACAGUUCAAAUAUGUGUAGCAAUCAAAACACUGCUGGAAUUCUGACGGAGAACAGUGAAGCCUUGUCAUGGGAUGUUGAGAACAAGAUGGAAUCUCUGUUCCAGUAUCCCUACAUAGGAAUCAAGAAUGAAGAAUUAAGGUCAAGUCCAAGCCAAGAAAGAGAGCUAUAUGGUCACAGUUCUGGAGAUUUCAUGAGUAAUUAUCCAUUAAGUUCCUUAACAGAAGAAUUAAGUGGGGCUAAUCUAGAUGUCUUCAAGCAAAUUUAAACUGUAAAUUCGAUUUGUUUACUGUGUCCUUUUUUUUGGUUAAUUCUUGAGUUCCUUUUUCCUUCUUUCCUAUGUACAUAAAAAUAUACAAAGGUGCUACAAACAUAGGCUGUCAUGUGAAAUAUUUUAUUUUCAGUGUUUUGUUUUAAAAUUGAGAUGGAUAAUGUUUUCUAAAACUUCUUUUUAU
Capsicum annuum is the source of this 1715-nucleotide messenger RNA. Its product is annotated as transcription repressor MYB6. The coding region runs from base 530 to 1528 and encodes 332 amino acids. The record is from RefSeq and is a predicted model, not a curated record. Lineage: Eukaryota; Viridiplantae; Streptophyta; Magnoliopsida; Solanales; Solanaceae. The transcript has 3 exons. Gene Ontology annotation, biological process: regulation of stomatal movement.